Molecule: messenger RNA, 1059 nt
Organism: Colletotrichum karsti
Lineage: Eukaryota; Fungi; Ascomycota; Sordariomycetes; Glomerellales; Glomerellaceae
Exons: 4
Coding region: 1-1059 (352 amino acids)
Biological process (GO): retrograde vesicle-mediated transport, Golgi to endoplasmic reticulum; Golgi vesicle budding; Golgi organization
Cellular component (GO): trans-Golgi network; Golgi cisterna; cytosol
Molecular function (GO): phosphatidylinositol-4-phosphate binding
Source: RefSeq, a predicted model, not a curated record
AUGUCAGCAGCAGCUGGAGGUCUGACCAGACGCCGUGGAGGCGGAGGUGGCGCGGCUGCCGAGGGCGGCGAGACCAGCAACGGUGCCAGCCGGACCAACUCCACGAGCAACUUCAAGGACAGCGCCCCCGAGACCAGCUACGAGAGCGGCGAGAAUGGCCACAAGAUUGCCUUCGAUCCCCGCGACAUCAGCGAGAGCGCUGAGCGCAGCAAACAGCCCAAGCUGACUCUGAUGGAGGAGGUCCUGCUACUCGGACUCAAGGACAAGCAAGGCUACCUAUCAUUCUGGAACGAUAACAUCUCAUACGCCCUCCGAGGAUGCAUCGUCAUCGAGCUCGCUUUCCGCGGUCGCAUCAGCAUGCAGAAGGAUGCCUCGAGAAGGCGCUUCCCGCUGGCUGACCGCGUCAUCGAAGUUAUCGACGAGACCCUGACCGGCGAGGUGCUGCUCGACGAGGCAUUGAAGAUGAUGAAGCAGAGCGAGAAGAUGAGUGUGAGCUCUUGGAUCGACCUGAUGAGCGGAGAGACCUGGAACCUGAUGAAGAUUGGAUACCAAUUAAAGCAGGUGCGCGAGCGCCUGGCCAAGGGUCUCGUUGACAAGGGUAUCCUCCGAACCGAGAAGCGCAACUUCCUUCUGUUCGACAUGGCUACUCAUCCCGUCGCCGAUGGAGGCGCCAAGGAGGAGAUCCGUCGCCGUGUCCGUAACGUCUUGACCCAGCGCACCGUCGUCCUCCCUGCCUCCCAAUUUCUGCCCGAGAACCUCGAGUUCCGUUACGUCCGCACCAUCGCCAUGGUGUGCGCGGCUUAUGCCGCCAACGUCCUCGAGAACGCUCUCAGCACUUUGGGUCACGAAGCCCGCGAGCGCGCGUUUGCUCAGACGGACGAGCUUCUCGCUGACUACAGCCAAUGGCCAUUCGGAAAGAAGGCUACUGGCAACGGCAUCGGUGCUAACCUUCCCCAGGUUAUCCAGGAGGAGGUCACCAAGGGCAAGGACAAGGAGCUCCAACUAGAGGUUGUUGCAGCCUGUCUCAGCGUCUUCACUCGUCUCGACUCCCUCUUGUAA